Molecule: messenger RNA, 3708 nt
Organism: Symbiodinium sp. CCMP2592
Lineage: Eukaryota; Dinophyceae; Suessiales; Symbiodiniaceae
Source: the annotation of a GenBank genome assembly
AUGGACUCGGAGGAGGACGAGGAUGCUGACUGGUUCUGUGUGCUGCAACCAGUGGCCGUGCGUGCGGCACCGCGUGAGAGUGCUGCCCGGCGUGGUUCGCUGGUGCCGGGACAGAGGAUACAGGUGCGGCCUGGACGAAAGCAGGAUGCAGAUGGCAAAUUCUGGAUCAGGCUCACGCUGCUGGAGCUCUGGAGAUCUUGCCGAGCCACUUCCAGAAGUGCUCGAGGCUUCGUGCCUCUGGCAGAUCAAGGCUUUCCGGUUCUGCGCGGUCCCCUGGCGACCAGCGAGUGCCCUCUGGACUCGGAGCAGUUGGUCGGCUUCCUUCGCUGGUGGCCGUUGGACCCGUUGCCGCCCAUGCAACCUGCCACGUUUGGCGGUUCGUGGCUUUGCCACUGGGAGACAGCUGCCGGGCAGGACAACAUCAAGGCAAGAUGGCUUUCGCCUGGCGAGCUCCAGUUGGUCGGCCCAGCAGGGACGAAGGCAGGCGAGGUGUGCGGCUGGUUGGAGGAAGAUAUCGGCUUUGGGGCAGACUUCUCUGUGGUCUUGAUCCAGGAGACCACUGAGACCACACUCUUCGGUGCUUCAGAUUCAAAAAACACAAAGCAGACAGCUUCCGCACGGCCAAUGUCUCCCAUGGCAGCUGUGCUGGCGGACGAGGAGCAUGCUGGCUCCCAAAAGGAGGGCUACGCAAACACGGCUCCAGUUGAUCCAGGCAUUCCGCGCAUGACGCCAGAAGUACUGGUGAAAUCUUGUAUGGAUAACCGCGGCUACGAGACGCCAGAGCUCAACGAAGUUCUGAUUCUCCACUACAAGGGCUUCCGCAAAAUCGAAGGCUUGGAGGCUUACUGGAAUGUGCGAUCGCUUUUCCUCGAAUGCAACGGCAUCAGAAAGCUUGAGAAUUUGGAAUGCAUGCCAGAACUGGUCUCGUUGUAUAUUCAGUCCAACUGCAUCGCUGAAAUCGAGGGCCUUGACACUUUGCAGAAUCUGCAAUACCUCAACCUCUCGCAUAACAGCCUUAGCCGAGUGCAGGGAUUAGAAAACCUGCACCGGCUGGAAACCUUGAAUCUUUCUGCCAACAAGUUGGAGGACGUCGCUGCACUAGCUGGGCUCGCGGAGCGGCCAACGCUGAAGAGCGUGGACGUGAGCUGCAACUACUUCGAGGAUGGCGAGCCUCUCCUUGCCUUCUGGAGCGAGCAUCUGCCACAGGUGGAAUGUGUGUACAUACAUCACAACCCUUGCUCGAGGGCACUCAAGGACGCCAGAAGGCGCUUGGUGUCCACGCUGCCAAAGCUUCGCUGGAUCGACGAGCGUCCCGUCACCGCCAUGGAGAGGGCCGGCUGCGAAGCCUGGGCCCAGGGAGGAAAGGACGCAGAGCUUAUUGCCAAGCAGGACUUUUGGCGAAAGGAGAAGGAAGAGAAGGAACGCAGCUUCGAGAACUUUCGGCGCGUCCAGAAGGCUUACUCCGAGCGCGCCAAGGCGCAGCGGCAGGCUGAAGAGGCACGCAGCGCGGCGCGCCAGCAGGCCACAGCCGACAUGGAGAAGACAGGCGUAUUGGCCGAGGGCUAUGUUCUCAUGCCGGACAAGACAAGACCCACCGCAGCACCGGCUGGAGGAUAUCCGUCUCACUCGGAGCAGAACAAGGAGGUCCUUGCAAAAGUCCAGGCGAUCUUGAUGAGCCGCAAGGAGCAGGCAGCAAGGGAUGCUGAGACGGUGACGGUGGAGGUGCAUGGCAGCGAUGGUCUGCCAGAGGAUGUGCCGAAGUCUGCUACCAGCACGAGCAAGACCGUGACGAAGCCGUCUGUGAUCAUGCAUGAGCCCGAGGGGCCCAAGGACGAAGAAUCCCAGCAAGAGUCCAAGGAGAACGGGAAUCCGCAGCAAAGCCCAGCUGAGGCCACAAACUGUGAGCCCAUUGAAGUGGAGAAGUCGCAGAAGAAGGAGCCACAGCUCGUCUCGCAGCCGUUCUGUGCCAUCUCGCAACGGCGGCCUCGCUUGUGCCUGGCAAGAGAGGGCCCGCUGCGCGAUCUCCUGGGCUGGGCGCCGGAGGGCGCUCGACCUGCACGCUGUGCCUUCGAUGAAGAGAGCCAGGUCUCUGAGCAAGUGCUCGCCAACUUCGAGGCCCUGAGCCAGCUGAUGGAGGCCGUUUGCCUUCCAGAGCACUUGGCUCCGGGCAUGGUCUUCACCGUGACUCCUGGGGAGCUUCCACUGGCAGAGGUGGUCUCCGAGGCGUUCGGCCUCAAUGCCGCAGAGAGGCAGAAAUGCCGACUGCUCGCUUGCAAUGCGCCUUCGUUUGACUGGGCGGAGGAGGACACGAUUGGGCACAGAUGCAGCGUGCUGAGCGAGAAGGCAGGAGCUGCCCUUCGAGCCGGUCCUGGGUCUGAGAGGCGCCGCGCGGAUGCUGGGGCGCUGCUCGCUGGCUUUGGGUCCCUCUACACCUUUGAGGUGGAGAUCGCCCGAGUUGGCUGUCCGGUCCUGUAUUGUGCUCGCAGCGAAGCUCUUGGGAAGCCAGUGCUUGGCAUUGCCGCAGUGCGGCGCUGCCGUCGACCCCGUGACCCUGACCCAGACGAGCCACCGCCCCUGGCGCCGGGGAUGGCAAUCUCUUUGCUGCGAGGCUUUGGAGGAGACUCAUCCCUGAUCUCAGCAAGCCGCAGCUGGACGGUCCGGGAGCUGAAAGAAGUGAUCAAGAGAGACAGCGGCAUCCCGGAACACCAGCAGAGGCUGGUCCUUGCCUCCUCGCAAGAUGCUGUGGAGGAUCACCAGGUACUCGGAGAACUGUCGCCAGAGGCUGAGCUUACGCUGCAGCUGCUCUGCUUGGAGCCGUGCUGGGCAGCUGCCAGGCAGUGUCUGGACGAGGAGCCAGAGGCAUGGGAGGACUUGGAGGAGGAUCUCCAGCGCGACCGUGCCUUGGUGUUGCUGACCGUCUCGCAGCGCCCAGCUUUGCUUCGCGGCAGUGGCUUCACAGGAGACGCAGAAGUGGUUCUGGCGGCCGCGAGAAAGGAUCCAGCUAUGUUGGAUGCCGCUGAGUACCGUCUAUGGCUUGACGACUCUUUUGCAGAAGCUGCCUCUGUCCAUGGAGCUGCCGCUCUGAGAAGUGCUCGGGCAGCACUGCUUGCGCUGUCCGGCGAGGACAGCGAGCCAGGCCCAGUCGCUCAGCAGCUUGCGGCAAAGCACCGUGAGCUGGCGAAAGCAGCACUCCGGAAGGACGGCCGGGCCCUGGAAGCCUUGGACACAGAGCUCCGGACAGACUCCGAGCUGGUUCACAUCGCCAUGGAGAACGAUGCCAGAGCACUGCAGUUCGCAGCAGAGGAAUUGCGAGAUGACGCUGAGUUGGUCCUUGCAGCAGUGCGCCGGCGUGGCCAGGUGCUGCGCUGGGCCUCCGAAAGGCUGCGAGGGGAGAGGCAUGUCGCGCUGACGGCCAUUGAGCAGGACCCACGCGCCGUGAUGUUCGUCUCAGAGGAUUUGGCUCGGGACAAAGAGGUACUGCUGGCGGCCAUGUCCAAAGACCCCAGCCUUGCCGUCCACCUGGCCAAUGUCGCCAGAGGGACCGGGGGGUCAGAAAAAGCACCGGCAGAGCUCAAACUUCCAGAAGAUUCGUGGCUUCCUCCGCCUUCGAGCAGCUCCUGGGUUUCAGCACUGCCUGCAGGAUCGCCUGAGCACUUCCCAAGCGACCGCCGGCGUGCAAAAACGAUUAGCUCUGAUUUCGGACUAUAG